CAAUCGCUAUCAGGUAGUACGGAGUACGGGCACAGAUAGAAAAUUUCGGCUGCGACAAUUAGAAGAUUUUAUUUUUUUAUUUUUCGCGACCUUUUAAUCAUACAAUAAGAAAAAAAUAAUCGACCAACACACAAUAUGGCUUUCAAUUUAUUCAAUCGAUCCGCAAGUAAAGUGAUCAGAAAUGCGAUCGUGCCGUCAUCGACGACGGCUACGAGAGGGUUGUUCACUGGAGCUGUCCGAUCGGCCAAAGAAGACAAGGGAUUAGAACAAGUUUAUGUCAAAAAAGAAUCACUCUUACUGGACACUAAUAAUGUCAUUGGAAAGACGGCCAACACGAGUGUUCAGAAUUACAUCGAAGUCGAUAACAAAGUAGAUUUGAGUUCUGUUACCGGUGUACCCGAAGAACAUGUUAAAACUCGUCUAGUAAAAAUCAGUAAAGCUACCAAAAAUGUCAUGCAAUCCGGUACCGACAACACUCAUAAUUGGGUGAUGGAAUUUGAUAACAGAGAACGUUGGGAAAAUCCAUUAAUGGGUUGGACAUCGACUGGUGAUCCGUUGUCAAACAUGAAGAUUGAGUUUGUUGAAAAAGCUGAUGCCAUCAAUUUUUGUGAGAAAAACGGAUGGAAAUGGUACUUAGAAGCUGAGUCUAAGACCAGGCCAAUAAGAUCAAAGUCUUAUGCAAACAACUUCUCAUGGAAUAAACGUACAAGAACUUCUACUAAGUAAACAUACACAGUAUUUGUGUAAUAAUAGUUAAAGCGAUGCCUGUAAAAAAAAUAUAUAUAAUUAAUUUUCAAUCUAAAACCUGUUACUAUAGUGUAAAUUAGACACGCCGUUUUUUAUAGGGUAAUAAAAUUCAAUACUCAUUUGUUGAAA
This is a messenger RNA of Rhopalosiphum padi (bird cherry-oat aphid), 876 nucleotides long. RefSeq names its product NADH dehydrogenase [ubiquinone] iron-sulfur protein 4, mitochondrial (gene ND-18). The record is from RefSeq and is a predicted model, not a curated record. The transcript has 4 exons. Lineage: Eukaryota; Metazoa; Arthropoda; Insecta; Hemiptera; Aphididae. Gene Ontology annotation, biological process: electron transport chain. Bases 136 to 726 code for a protein of 196 amino acids.